UACGUAUAAUCUGAAACUAUAUUAAGAAAUGCAAAUUUAACAUAAUAAAAUGAUGUAUAUAUAAUUUUUUACAAUAAAAACAAAGAUAACCUAUAUGUAAAAUAUUAGUUACAGUGUUCACAUGAAUUUGGCGGGAACAGAGAAUAUUUUAAGUCAAUUCACCGUGUAUAACCUUCGUAACCUUCAUUUGUAAGAGUUUAUUCGAAUAGUUUUAUUUAUUCUUAUAAAAAUGAAUUUACCAGCGAAAAUUAAGAAGUUAGAUGAAGUUGUAGUAAAUAGAAUAGCAGCUGGUGAAAUCAUUCAGAGACCAGCAAAUGCAUUGAAGGAAUUAAUAGAAAAUAGCCUAGAUGCUAAAGCUACAAAUAUACAGAUAAUAGUGAAAGAAGGAGGAUUGAAAUUAUUACAGAUUCAAGAUAAUGGAACAGGUAUUAAAAAAGAUGACAUGGAAAUUGUAUGUGAAAGAUUUACUACUAGCAAAUUACAAAAUUUUGAAGAUCUCAAAGCAAUAUCAACAUUUGGAUUCCGUGGAGAAGCUUUAGCAAGUAUUAGUCAUAUUGCUCUUCUAACUAUAACAACUAAAACGUCUGAUGAGAAAUGUGCAUAUAGAGCAACAUAUAUUGAUAGUAAAUUAAAAGAGUCACCAAAACCAUGUGCUGGUAAUCAAGGUACAACAAUAACUAUUGAAAACUUGUUUUACAAUGUUGCAACUCGACGAAAAGCAUUGUCCAAUGUCUCUGAAGAAUUUACUAAAAUUACAGAUAUAAUAAUAAAAUAUGCCAUACAUAAUCCCAAAGUUGGAUUUAUAUUAAAAAAACAUGGAGAGACAACGCCACAAGUUCGAACAACACAUAAUUCUACUAAAAUGAAUAAUAUAAGGAUAUUAUAUGGAAAUCCAGUGGCAAGAGAGUUAUUAGAGAUUGAGCUAGAAGAUGAAAGUUAUCAAUUUAAAAUGCAUGCACUAAUAACAAAUCCAAAUUACACAAGUAAACGAAUGAUAUUUUUAUUAUUUAUUAAUAACCGUCUUGUAGAAUCUACUCCAAUUAAAAAAAUGUUAGAGGAGACAUAUACAAUAUAUCUUCCAAAAAAGACUCAUCCAUUUUGUUACAUAUCCUUGGAAAUUAAUUCAAAUAAUGUUGAUGUUAAUGUACAUCCAACAAAACAUGAAGUUAGAUUUCUUCAUGAAGACUCUAUAAUUGAAAAAGUAAAAUUGGCUUUAGAUGAAAAGCUAGCUGGUGAUAGUGCUUCAAGAACCUUUUACUUACAGGCACGCUUGCCAAAAGUAGAUGUCACUAAGGAAACUUUGAAAGAAGUUUUACCUGAAUUUGAAAAGGAGAAUUCAGAAAAACAAAAAAAAAUACACCAAAGAGAAUUAAUCAGAACUGAUUCUUCUGACCAAAAGCUUGAUAAAUUUAAUUUUACUAUACAUACUGCUAUGAAAAUUGCUAGAAGUAAUAAUUCUGAACGAAUGGAAUCUAGUAUUCAAACUGAAAAAAUGCUUGAAUUAGAAAUAUCUAAUGAUAUCAAAAAUAAUGUUACUACAGAUGAUAUUUCUAUAGAUGUAAAAAAAAUAGAUAUAGCAAAUAAUGAAUCUGAACAUUUAAAUAUCAUCACAAAUGAUUCCAAACCAUCACAGUCCAUUUCAUCAGAAGCAAUUGCAUCAACAUCAAAUAAUAGUGUUAUAUCUACUAAUAAUAUUAAUUUAAACACUUAUCAAGAAGAAGUUUUACUAAUGUCAGAAUCUGAUUCAGAUGAUUCUUGUAAUGAAGAACAAAAUGGAAUAAAUAAAUGUAAUGAUUCAAUUGCAAAAAAUGCACGUAAAAGAGUAUAUCAAUAUUUCGGUAAUAAGAACAUCGAAGAUUUGGAAAAAGAACUGCCAGAAACAAAACCAAUUAUUAAUAUAAAAGAACAAAAUAAUGAUAAUAAAAUGGAACAAUAUAAUAAACGAUGUACUGAAGAUAAUGUUGAUUGCAUAUCUCAAACAAAUGUUACUAAAGAAAAUAAGUCAAUACAGGAAUUCAAAUCUUAUUCUAUAAACAAUUUUAGAAGAGAAGUAAAAUUAACUAGUGUAUUAAAAUUGAGAAAAGAAGUAGAAGAUAACUGUCAUCAAGGAUUAAGAGAAAUUUUAUCAAAUUUAAUAUUUGUUGGAUGUAUUGAUGAAGUAUCUACAUUGAUACAAAGUGGUGUAAAUUUAUAUAUAUGCAAUACCAAAAAAUUAGCAGAGGAACUAUUCUAUGAAAUUAUGCUGUAUGACUUUGCUAAUUAUGGUGUCAUAAAGUUUUCAGAUCCAAUAUCUCUAUAUGACUUAGCCAUCUUAGGAUUAGAAACUGAAGAAGCAGGAUGGACGGAAGAAGAUGGCCCGAAAGAAGAACUAGCUACAAGCGUGAAAGAAUUAUUACUAGAAAAAGCAGAUAUGAUGAAAGAAUAUUUUUCUAUAGUCAUAGAUAAAAAAGGAAACUUAAAAUCAUUACCAAUAUUAUUAGAUAAGUACUUUCCAUUUGAGGGAGGCUUACCAAUAUAUAUUUUGCGCUUAUCAAUAGAAGUUGAUUGGACUACUGAACAGCCAUGUUUCCAAAAUAUUUGCAGAGAAACAGCAAGAUAUUUCAGUGAAAUGAAUCCUAUUCAUAAUACACACGACUGGAAAUAUGUUACAGAACAUAUUUUAUAUCCAGCAAUUAAGGAAAGUUUAUUACCUCCAAAACAUUUUGCUCAUGACUCAACUAUAUUACAAAUAACUAGUUUACCUGAUUUAUACAAAGUAUUUGAAAGAUGCUAA
Vespula vulgaris is the source of this 2773-nucleotide messenger RNA. RefSeq names its product DNA mismatch repair protein Mlh1 (gene Mlh1). Gene Ontology annotation, biological process: mismatch repair. NCBI's taxonomy places the organism in Eukaryota, Metazoa, Arthropoda, Insecta, Hymenoptera, Vespidae. Gene Ontology annotation, molecular function: ATP hydrolysis activity; ATP-dependent DNA damage sensor activity; mismatched DNA binding. The transcript has 10 exons. The record is from RefSeq and is a predicted model, not a curated record. Gene Ontology annotation, cellular component: MutLalpha complex. The coding region runs from base 230 to 2773 and encodes 847 amino acids.